Messenger RNA from Babesia microti strain RI, 1323 nucleotides. Its product is annotated as Regulator of chromosome condensation (RCC1) repeat. The record is from RefSeq and is a predicted model, not a curated record. NCBI's taxonomy places the organism in Eukaryota, Apicomplexa, Aconoidasida, Piroplasmida, Babesiidae. Bases 1 to 1323 code for a protein of 440 amino acids. The transcript is spliced from 9 exons.
AUGCAUCACAAAAAUAUCCAAAUACAGGCGUGUCCCAUAAUAUCCACGGAUUAUGUAAAUGAAACUCCAAAUUAUAACGAUCUUAGCACAGCAAUACACAUCUAUGGAGAUAACCCUGCCGCAAAUGCUUCUUGUGUAUUUAGUGCCGAGGAUAUUUACAAUAGAGAGUUUAUAUAUGUCAACUUAUCACACUUUAAAAUCACAACUGUAUGUUGCAGUCAAAAUCAUAUACUUUUGCUAGCAGAUAUCGGUCAAGUUUUUUCGUUUGGCCGGGGAGACUCAGGACAAUUGGGUCAUGGCACCUCUAUCAAUUACCUAAGCGAACCUACACUAAUUCCCGGAUUUGACAAAUUCAUUUGUGGCAUUUCAUGUGGCAAAUACCACUCAAUAGCCAUAGAUAGAGAUGGUCUUACUUACACUUGGGGAAGCGAGGAUGCUACUGGUCACAUAGCAAAUGAAUGGGCUCCCAAACAAUUGGAUAUAACAACUACAUCUGGCGAAUACAUACGAGUUAGCCAUGUGGCUUCCAAUGAUACACAAAAUAUAGCCAUCUCUAUGGACACUCAUACAAUGUUUAUUUGGGGGGAGACUUUUAUAGGCAAAAAAGUGCCCAAACCUUCCUUAUUCUACUUCGAUAACAAUAUAUCAUUUGUACAAGUGGCCCUAGGGUUUAAGUUUGGUAUAGCGCGCACCAGCACAGGUGAAGUCUAUCUUUGGGGGGAUGGCACGUAUGGGGAAUUGGCAAUGAAAACCUCCAAUACAUAUGUUGAACUACCAGAGCGGGCGGAUAUCCCUUUUUUCAACAAUAUAAUUGAUGUUGCAGCUGGAGAUCGUCAUGCAUUGGUACUUGAUGACUGCGGUAACAUAUAUUCUUUUGGAGACAAUCUUUCCGGCCAAUGCGGAGAUCCUACGAAUUAUCACACCAUCAUAUUCUACCCAAGGAAAGUCAUGAUUAAACAGACCCAUUUUAGGCCAGUGAGAGUUUUUUGUGGCUCCCGUCACUCCGCCUGUAUAAAUGAGUCAAAUCAACUUUUUACUUGGGGGCAUUCGUCUAACCAAAAAUUGAUAUUCACUAAACCGCUAACACAAAGACCAGGAGUUUCUGUUCAGUCGGGGCAGAAAUCUUCAUGCCGUUCGGCCCGAAUAAUAUAUUCAUUAUUGCAUUUGAAGGUUACGACCGCCGCCCUAGGCCCGGAAUAUACAAUUGUAAUAACUGGAGAUGGUACACAUGCAUUGAAGGAUUCGAUCAACAUUGAUAUUGGCAAAAUUUCCAGUGCCAAUUUGUCAGAUGCGUCGUUUUAUAGCGCAAAUGAGAAGGGUUGA